Molecule: messenger RNA, 804 nt
Organism: Silurus meridionalis
Lineage: Eukaryota; Metazoa; Chordata; Actinopteri; Siluriformes; Siluridae
Product: gastrin-releasing peptide
Exons: 3
Coding region: 70-513 (147 amino acids)
Biological process (GO): neuropeptide signaling pathway
Molecular function (GO): neuropeptide hormone activity
Source: RefSeq, a predicted model, not a curated record
ACACACACACACACACACACACUCCACUUCAGCGCACAGAAAGAGUAGUAGAAGUCACACUUCAUCAGCAUGUGCAUCCCGUGGAGAUACAGACUGGUGAUGUCGAUGUCGGCCGCAUUAUUGCUGUGUUUCCUCGGUUGUGAUGCCCAACUGCACAACGAAGCACAAAGCGGCAAAUUAGUUUACGCCAGAGGGAACCACUGGGCUGUGGGACACCUGAUGGGGAAGAAGAGCGUAGAUGAGAUGCUGAACUCGGACGAGCGUGAUGUCGAUGCUCAGGCUUAUUUUCUCACAGCCGAAUCAGACACACAAACACAGCCGUCUCUGUCUGUCCUGAAGGCUCUUUUCAAGGCUUUGGCUGGACCGAUCAGAGAGACAGAAGAUGAAAGGGAAAGACGAGAGCGUUGGUCGAUGCUGAGGAGGCGGUGGGCAGAGCAGAGAGAGAAGGAGGUCAACCAGGCAGCAAGGAUUUUGCUACUGGCAUUAAACACGAGGGAUGCAGAUGCCAGCUGAAAGACGAGACUUACGCCAGGUGAUUGAUCUGGAUCCUGCAGUUGGAAGCGUCUGAGAAGCAGCGGCGCUGCCUAACAGUCAACUCUGUAGGAAAAUAAACUCCUUCAUCUCACAGUGUGUUCAUUCUGCACAUCACUCACAGAUAACUUUCAUUUCUUUUUUGUAAGUUAAUCCAAUUCUCUGGUGUUGUUUUACAGAAAUACAUACAGUAUAUACUCUUCUGAGCUGUUUGUGUGACUGAUGUUUCCUCACAUGUACUCAAUAAAUCCUGAUUACUGAAAUAAACUGAAA